CUUCCCUCCACAAACCAAACAUUCAAGCUCUUACCAUUUAUUCUCUACUAACACAACAAUGGCUUCUACUCUGCAAAAUCUGAUUCUGACCACAAUUUUUCUGGUAAGCCUGCUUCUUGGAUGUACAGAGGAAGUAAGCGGAAUGCGUUACAUUCCCAACUCCCCCACUCCGAGUGAGAGCAAACAUUCAGACUUUCUUGUGAACAUGGUGCCUCAACCAUCUGGUCUCAUUCCUGGUUUUGGAAGGUUCUUGCUUCCUCCCACACCUAAGCUUCCAUUCCUUCCUUACAAAGAUCCCCUUGCUGCUGCCCCAACCACUUCUCAUGGAAUUCCUAUUUGUUUUUCUCCAAACCCUGGAUAUAAAGCUCGCAGUCCGAGUUCAAGAGAAGAUCAAGUUCCACCAGUGCCACAACCAUGACCUGUCAACAAAUAAGCAUUUGCUAGAUACAAAAGAGUCUUCAAUUCUGGUUUACACAACAAGUUUACUAGUCAUUUCAUCAGAGUCAUAUAUCUUUGUGAUCUCUCUCUAUCUCUUCUAAGUAAGAUAUUGAAUGAAUUUUAGAGCUUUUG
Arabidopsis arenosa is the source of this 570-nucleotide messenger RNA. NCBI's taxonomy places the organism in Eukaryota, Viridiplantae, Streptophyta, Magnoliopsida, Brassicales, Brassicaceae. The record is from the annotation of a GenBank genome assembly.